CUUCUGAGAUACUUGACCUUGCUUGAAACGCGCAGCCUGAUACAAAAUCAUGGUAACAAAAUGGAAUUUGCUGGCAGUCUAGAAAGUUUCAUCAGGCACGAGAUAACAGUUAUCGAUGGGAAGGACUCGCCUAAUAAACUGUAUUUUGGGAGGAAUGAGUAAGACAGGCUGAUUAGAUAAUCGAAACUAUGUUAAAGAUCGGAGUGCCUGUCAAAGAUAUCGUUACACUUCUUGACAUAUUAGGAAAACUUUCUGCAAAAGUAAAGCCAAGUUGAAAUUUAUAUUUAAAGGCUCAAAGGCUGCCUGGACCCGUGACUUCCUACCAAAAGUUCCGUACCUCAAAUCAUAAGAUAUUCCUACUAUCCAAUAUUCCUAAAAAGAUGUGCGUUUAAUUCAUCGUUAAUUCUGGUAAAAGUGUUUUAGGUUUCCUUAAGAUUGGAAAGAAAAAGCUUUUUGUACAUGACAAGAAAGGGGCGUGUUUUGAGUGCAUGCCUUUAUGCGUUUUGGAUUUUUACAUACACGAAUCACAUCAACGACAAGGAUGUGGCAAAAAGCUGUUCGACUUUAUGUUGCAGACUGAAGCCAUUAAACCAUCCAGUUUAGCAAUUGAUCUACCCUCUAAGAAAAUGAUUCAAUUUCUACAUAAACAUUAUCAUUUAAUUAAUCCAAUUUAUUCACCAAAUAAUUUUGUAAUAUAUUCCGAAUUUUUCAAUGAAAUUUUACGUGAUUCAAUCAAUACAAGAAAACAAUCAGCCAGUGUAAAUUCUAAGCUGACACCAAUUCGAAUCUGGGAUAGUAAAAAUACACUAAGUAGCAAUAAUAGUAGUAAUCAUAAUAACAAGUCAGAUGCUUCUUUAAAUGACACCAUUUUAAAUUGUCAUCGUCCUUCAUCUAGUAAAACAAAUCGCCGCGCGGACAGUUCAAUGUCUAUUGAACAAACACAAUUGAAUAGUAAGAUAGACAACAACGAUAACAAUAAUGAUGAUUAUGCACAGAGUAUAAAAUUAAACAAUCGACAAGUAUAUCAACCGCAUACUAAGAUAAGUGAAAUGCCAACUCAAUUAACCAUUAUACGAUCAUCAAAUUGUUCAAAUGAUGAGAAGGAUUGUAAUCGAUCUUUCAAACAAAUUGAACGUAUUCAAUUAAGUGAAGUGGAUGACAGAAGAAAAUGUAUUAUUCAAAAUGACAUUGAAAAGACUAACAGAUGUGAUGUACAACAAAAAGUUAUUGAGAAAAAUGUAAAUAACUUGACAGUAUCAACGAAAUCAGAUUACUCAGUAUUAAACAGUUCAGAGGCAUGCAGUUAUCGCUCAGCGAAACUUCUGAAUCGAUCCAAAUCGAGCUACUCAUAUAUCAGCGCUGUACGUAAUCAUAAUUGUCAUACACGAUUGUGGUGAUUUAUUCAACUAAAAUGAAGGAAAGAUACUUCUUGGUGACGAAUUUUCUCAGUGAAUUAUGAAUACUCAUCACGCCAAGCGGUGUUCCUUCUUUCUUUCUCUCUCUCUCUCCAAUGAAUCGGUUAGGCGAAGGCUUGUAAAUACUGAGGUGAAAAUAAUUCUGCUGGCAGCAACAAUUUCUUCAAAUUUUGUUUGUCGGUUGACUUUUUAUUCAUAUUUAUACGACGAGUAUUCAUUGUGGCUGUAUGACGCAAACAACCCUCUGUCUCAAGAACACGUUUACACUCUGUGUGUGUGUGUAUGCAAUAUUCACGAAGACGUUGAACAUUCUGCUGAACAUACAUAUUUUUAUUUUAUUCGAUGAGAGAUAUCAUUUGUCUGUUUAUUUUCUUCCUUUUUUUCACCACCAUCUUCCCACUACUGUUGACUAAUUUUUCUGUGAUUCUGUUUGUUUUUUGUCUUUUUUCUUGUAUUUUUUUCAUUACUACUGAUAUCGCUACUCUUAGUAGUAUAUUAACAGAGAGGUUGUGUGUGUGUGUGUGUGUGUGAGUUGGUGCACGGAUGAAAAUGAUUUUAACGUUUAAUAAAUAGCGCGGUGUAAUUCUUUUUCAACGUAUAUAUUUUUCUUGUGG
Trichobilharzia regenti is the source of this 2029-nucleotide messenger RNA. NCBI's taxonomy places the organism in Eukaryota, Metazoa, Platyhelminthes, Trematoda, Strigeidida, Schistosomatidae. The record is from the annotation of a GenBank genome assembly.